AUACACAAGUUUCAUAAAUAUUAAUUUGGUUUAGCAAUUUUAUAGUGUUUUCGUAUAUUUAUACAUAUAUUAUUUAGACAUUUAAUCAUUGUUCAUAGAUAUAUAAUUUGAAUUUAAAAUAAAAUGGAAUAUAUGUUAGGUUAUCGAGAAAUUAUACCCGAUCAAACUUGGCCGGAAAAAUGGAAAGAAAUUAUUUUGAAUACAGGUGGUAGUCAAAGUACUUUACAAGAUAUCAAAGUACCUGAAAGAGCUGGAGGAUAUUGCUAUAAAGAUUCGACCAAAUAUUUUACACGAAACCGUUUUAUUUUCUGGCGUAUUAUACAUGAUGUAUUAGAAUUGGUGGAACAUAGUCUUGAUGUUAAUCUUAUCAAUAGUAGAAUCAGAUAUAAAUUUACUGAUACUCCAAUACUUGAUGGAAUUUCUGUUCACGAAACAAUUAAUUCUGUUAUAAUUUUAAUAGUAACUGUUUCAAGUAUACAUAAACUUUCGUUUCCACAUCCAAGCAAAGUUGAAAAGCAAGAAGAAAUAUUAUUAUCACAUGUUGAUGUUACUCUUCAAUCAAUUUUCAGUGAAAUAUUAAUUUCUAAUACUAGAGAUCCUCACAUAUUUCGUUUAAUUCCUAAUGCAAGUUCAACAAAUUCUCCAGUAGCACAUGCAGCGGCAUCAUGGUUAACUAUACCUCAGGAAGAGGCAGUAUUUGUCAUUGCUUAUAAUUCAGGAAUGAUACAAUUAGUACGUAUGGAUACAGUUACAGGUUUGGUACAUUCUAGUGAGCUCAAACAUGAGUCAAUAGUUCCUCGUUUUUUGAGUGGAAUUGCUACAGCUUUUCGAGGAAGAGCACUAGAAAUUGAAGCAGCUAUGUCAUUAGUUAUUCAUCCAAUCGAAAAUGAUAUCUAUUUAUUCGCACUUUGUCGUGAAGGACAUUUACGUAUGUGGUCAUGUAAUAAAACUCAGUGCAUGGUGGUGGUAGAUGUAGCCAUAAAUAAUCGAGUACCUGUUCAAAGUUAUCAAAAUCAUGGAUUAAAAAAAACAGUUAAUACACAAAAUGAAUUAUUUUUGUGUACAUAUUUGAAGCUUGAUAUAAGAUCAGAAUUUUGUAUUUGGAAAUUAAUUCAAGAAUGUGGUGGAUUUAAACUAGCUCGGGUUUGUACUUUAUAUGGGUCUGAACAACAUCUGGUAGACUUUUCAUUUACAUUAACUCGUCUGUGGGCAACUUGGCGAACAACUGAUAUUGAUACUAUCGCCGUUACACAUACAAAAUUACCAUUACCAAAUAGUCAAUAUAAUUACGAAUGGGAAUCAGCUGUAUUGAUACAUCCUCCAGAUAAGGAUUACAUAAUUAGCGAUUCUGGGACUGAUCCUCGACAAGCAUAUAUCAAUUAUAUAUUUCAUCCCGGACAAUUUUCAUUACUAAACAUUAGUCGUGCUCUAAAUAUUUAUCAAAGGUCUAAUUUUUUGUCAGAUGUUAAGUUAUCUCUUACAUUACUGAAAGAAAGAGUUUGUAUGGCUGUAGAAGCAGAAAUACAAAAUGAAGUCAUGGAUUACGAAUUGAAAGAUGAAGAAUAUCUAGAAAUAGUUAAUCGAUGUUGGUCUAAAUUUUAUUCAUGCGUUCUACAAUAUCAUUCAAAUGGAUCACGGCCGGUAGGCCUAUUGUUAUUGCCAAAUGUUUGUGGAAUUAUUCUUCUUAAAAAAUCCUCGUUUUCCUUGCUUAGACCGAUGGAGGCAUUAGAACAUAUGAUAUUAUGCAACGAAAAAUCCUAUGUAUCCAGAUUUAAAACUACUCCUAUUAUAUCGCAGGAUCUUGAGAUAUGCCAAGAUGUUAUAACUUUAAUGUCGGCAUUAGUUAUUUUAGACGAACAAUUAUCGGACGACUUUAAAAUUACUUUUGAAAAAAAACUAUAUCAUUUAAAAGGUCCAGAUGUUAUUAUACGUAAUUUAUUAUCUAAAUUCAUAUUUGAAGGAGAUGAACAGUUUUCAGAUUUUGAUUUUCAAUCAAAAUUGUGUCAUAAACUUGAAAGUGUUAAAGAUAUAUCAAGUGCUAUGUCCAUGUUGCUAGAAGCUCUUACAUAUGAUCUUGGACAACCUAACAAAAUGGAAUUAUAUAAAAAAUAUUCAAAAAAUUCUAAAAUAUUAAAGGAUAUAAAUUACCUUUUCGGUAGUCAUUUAGGCAUUUCAACAUUAUCAAAAAUUGUGACUCAAAUUGCUACUGUACGCUUUUCUAUAUGUAGAAAUUUACUUAUUUUACAACAAAUUAUAUUAUUACGGCAUGAAUUCUUUGAUUCGCAAUCUUUAUAUUCUAUAAAAUCAUCACUAGCGCCAAGGACCGUUGUUUUAACUCAAGCAUAUUUUAUUGUUAUAUGGAUAUGCUCAUCGAGUACAUCGGUCAUACCAUCACAAGCAUUACUCGAAAUAAGCAUUCAGCGUCUUGCUAUUUUAAAAUUACCAAAUGGCAGAUCAUGCAUUGGUCAACAGCGACGAUCAUUUUCUUUAUUAGAAUUUUUUAUUCAAUAUUGUAUUAAAUAUAAUGUAUAUAAUUUAGUUGAUCAUACUAAUAUUGAUACUUCAAAUAUAAUUUUUUGGCAUUCUGGCAUGUUAACACUGGCAACCUUUAUCGCUCAAUUAAUAUGGCCAAUAUCUGGUAACUUUUUUUUUCCUGAAUGGCUUUUAUGUAGUUGUCAAUUUUUGCUGUUGCAAGAAUAUGUUCGCUUACUUAGUACAUGGUGUGAAUGGAAUGGUGCUUCAAGAGAAUUUAUUCUUGGAAUUAGUUUAUUAGAGAUGGGAGAAUCACAGAAAGCGUGUGAUCAUUUUUUAAGAGCUUCAAAUGGAGUUUUAAUUGAUGAUUACUUAUGUAAAUUAUUUUCAACUCAUAUAGUUUCGAAAAGUGGUGCACUUAUUCACUACUACUUAAAAGUCAUAGAAUUAUUUGAACAACAUAAUGCAUCAGAUUGCAUAAUUGAAUUAGCGAUGACCGCAAUGACUAUUGCUGAAAAAGAUGAUCCGAAUUUACCAACACUCCAUUCCAUAGUUUUUACACAACAUCUGAAUUUGCAACAUCAUAUAGAAGCUUACAAUUGUUUAAAUACCAAUCCAGAUGCUGCACGUCGUGUUGAUUGUUUGCGGCAAUUAGUUAUAACUUUAUUUAACCGAAAAAAAUUAAUAGAUCUUAUAGAUUUUCCUUAUGUAGAUAUGUAUCAAGAUCUCGAAAAAAUAAUGGAAUCUAGAGCUCGAAGUGUUGAUUUAAUGGAAAAUAAUUAUUAUGACUUUUUAUAUAGUUUUUAUAUCAAUAAUGGAAAUGUGAGAAAAGCUGCAUCGAUAAUGUAUGAACAAGCAAUACGUUUAAAUCAAGAACCUCAUUCAUUGUCAAUUAUUUUAAAACAUACUAAUUGUCUAUUAGCUUGUAUUAAUGCAUUAUUUCUGGCAAAUAAUAAAUACAGAUGGAUCGUUCGACCUGUUAUUGAUCAUAAUGCAUUGGAUGAAUGUAAUCUUAGGAAAAAAAGAAGCGCAGGUGGUAAUGAAAUUUUACAAUAUAGAAUUAAAAAGAAAGUAGAGGUCUUAGAAUUAAAAGGGAUAAAAGAAGAGUAUAUUAUAGCUCAUGCUAAAUUAAAAUUAACGAGACUUAAUCCAAAUAUACAUCUUGCAGCGCAAACAUGUCCGUCCGAAAUUGUUUCUAUUAUGUGCAGUGCUGGUUUAUAUAUUAAUGCUCUUGAUGUAUGUGAAUGUUUUAAUUUGUGCAAAAUACCAGUAUUAGAAAGUAUAGCAUCUCAGUGUGUUAGAUUGAACAAUAACGAUAAUAUAACUGCAUGGGAUUGGCUCAAUCAAAAUGAAAUUUUUGACUUAAACAUAUCUACAUUUAAUAUAUGUAAUAUUGCAUGGCAAUUAUUGCAAUUUUUAACACUUACACAUGAAAAGAAUGGAGAAACUAUAUUACAUAAAGGAGUGGCUAGAAAAUUAUUUCAUUGUGGUACGUUUCUACCAGAAUGGCUUUUUUCUUCAUAUGCGAAGCGAAAUCCAGCAGAAUUUCUUCGAUUGAUGAUUCAAAUGGGUAGACUUGAAGAAGCCGCAUUCUUUUCAUUAGAUUAUAUCAAGGCUAUUUUAGGGAAAGGUAAAGAGUAUUUUGGACUAAAAACAUCAUUAUUAGCUUUGACUCCUGCAGUGUAUCUUCCAUUUAAUACGUUAGAGAUUUUGUUAUUGGAACUUGAAGAUGCAAGUAAAGGUGACCCAGCUUAUUUAGAGGUAUAUGAACCACUACAAAAUGCAUUCGAAAAUUAUCUUCAAAUUGCAGAACGCGUAUCAGUGGAUAUGAUUAAAAUAAGAAAUUUAAAUAGACAAAAGUAAAUAAUAAAAAGGUAUACAUAUUAGCAAUACACGUUUUUACUGUUUUAAUGCAUAUAUAAUAUUUGUCAGUUAUAAUAAAAUUUGAAAUAUGGUCAUCUGUUAUAUG
This is a messenger RNA of Ceratosolen solmsi marchali, 4441 nucleotides long. RefSeq names its product nuclear pore complex protein Nup160 (gene Nup160). NCBI's taxonomy places the organism in Eukaryota, Metazoa, Arthropoda, Insecta, Hymenoptera, Agaonidae. The transcript has 13 exons. Gene Ontology annotation, molecular function: structural constituent of nuclear pore. Bases 124 to 4335 code for a protein of 1403 amino acids. The record is from RefSeq and is a predicted model, not a curated record. Gene Ontology annotation, cellular component: nuclear pore.